UUAACCCAUGAUUUUCCUCGCCUUAUCAAGGAAAUUAUUCAGACAGUAACUGGAGCUUCGACCAAAACCAGGUUGCGCACUCGAGUUCGAACUGUGCAUGAGUUGGUAGCUCCAACUGGCAAGAAGGACGACCGAAAAAACAGAAGUAGCCGUUGGCGGGAAAUGCGCUUCAAGGUCCUCAGUUUGGUGGCGCGUGGAGCGCGUGCGCCUCUCUUCCAUAACGCCCCUCCACUAUAAGUGAAGCGAAGCCAUAACGUAUUACUCAGAGAUGCAGUACAUCCUGCCAAAUUCGGUUGAGAGUGUCAACCCAGGAAGAGAUGGGUGCUGACGGCGGGAUCUCGUGUGGGUAUGCAUGUGAUCCGAUGGUUUAGAUGAGUUCGAGCACUCGUAUCACGCUCUUUAAAUGCUUUCUCGAUAUUCGACACACAUUUGACUCGCCUCGCUUCUCCGGUCUAGAGCCAAAACCGGAAGCCUAGUAAUGUCAAGCUUCCCUGUAUAAACCGCACCUUUGAAUCUCUCACCACCCCACCUUUCUUCCUAAUUUUCUUUGCCUGCUCUAUCUCUCUAUAUCUCUCUUGUGUGAGCCGAAAGGAGGAGGAGGAGGAGGAAAUGACUCAACAAAGGCUCCAGAACUACGUUGACACCCUGAAGAGCGAGGGUAUCAUGGAUGGAGAGUAUGAGGAGAGCAGGAAAGUACAGAACGAAACAAAUCUUCCAAAUCUCAUGAUGGAUCUCAUCAACUCUUUCUUGCGCGACGGUGACAACAGCAUGAGAGAACUAGCAGACCUUCUGACUGCAAGGAACGUGGAUUUUAGUAAAGUUACUACUGCUGCUCAUCUGAUCAAAGGAGGUGGCAACAGCCUUGGCGGUUGCCGGGUUGUUGCAGCAGCUCGUGCUCUUGUAAAUGCUAGCCUUAAUCAGGACAAGCGAAGUUGCGAGACAUCGUAUGAAUGGGUGGUGAAUGAGUACUACCACUUUCGUGACAAACUCAGAACCCUAUAUCAGAUGGAGAGGGCAAUUGUCAACACUGAGUCGAGAAGGAGAGGAUAAAACCUGUCGGUGUUUCUCUCAGUAGAGUAUACAGAUGAGAAGAGUUCAUCUGUCUAUUAGAAACUUGUUAAUGAAGUUCCUGCUCUGUCUAAAUUAUUAGAGACCAAGAGCUUUCUUUUGGCUUGUGGGCCAUUAUGCACAAGUACUUUGUACGUUUGUUUAUCGUGCUCUAGUAAUGAACAUCUAGGUCUUCUAAA
Messenger RNA from Syzygium oleosum, 1247 nucleotides. RefSeq lists its product as uncharacterized. The transcript has 7 exons. The record is from RefSeq and is a predicted model, not a curated record. Gene Ontology annotation, cellular component: cytoplasm; nucleus. Gene Ontology annotation, biological process: phosphorelay signal transduction system; phosphorylation; cytokinin-activated signaling pathway. The coding region runs from base 610 to 1050 and encodes 146 amino acids. Gene Ontology annotation, molecular function: histidine phosphotransfer kinase activity; protein histidine kinase binding. NCBI's taxonomy places the organism in Eukaryota, Viridiplantae, Streptophyta, Magnoliopsida, Myrtales, Myrtaceae.